AUGGAAUCACAAUAUACUAAACUUAUUUUACAUACAGAAGUACGAUGGCUAUCUCGUGGUAAAGUUUUGUCCAGAGUACAUGAGUUAAAAAAUGAACUUAUCGUGUUUUUUACUCUUGAAAAUGUACCCGAAUUUUGUGAAUUAUUAACGAACGAAAAAUGGUUGGAAAAACUAUCAUACUUGGCAGACAUAUUUUCACACUUAAAUCAAAUAAAUUCAAGUAUGCAAGGACCAAAUGAAAAUAUAUUAACAUCGUGUAGUAAGUUAUUUACUCUUAAAGAUAAAUUAAAAAUCUGGAAAAAACGUGUGCAAAAAAAUCAAUUUGAUAUGUUUCCUUCAUUAUCUGUAACAGAAGAAAGUUCCGAAGUUAUGACAUUUAUAAUGGAGCAUUUGACUGCCUUAGAAGAAAGUAUAGACAAGUAUUUUCCUAAUUUAGAUAUUUCCGAGUGUGAUUGGAUAAAUGAUCCAUUUGAUAAAAAUAUAUGUUUAACUGAAUUUAGCCUUGAAGAAGAAGAAGAGCUCGCUGAAAUACGAAACAAUCGAACUCUUUUAUUAAAAUACAAAAAUGUUUCAUUAAAUGAAUUUUGGAUUCAGGUUGAAAAAAUUCACGCUGAAAUUGGCAAAAAAGCUCUAAAAAUAUUACUGCAGUUUUCUACAUCAUAUUUAUGUGAACAAGGAUUUUCCACUCUUGUUAACAUAAAAUCAAAUAAACGAAUGAAAAUGGAGUUCAUUGAAGAAGAAAUGAGAGUAUGUCUUUCAACUAUUCGACCACAAAUAAAAGAUUUAUGUAAAAAAAACAAGCCCAAGUGUCACUUUAGUUCUAAUAAUAUAUAA
This is a messenger RNA of Rhopalosiphum padi (bird cherry-oat aphid), 834 nucleotides long. Its product is annotated as zinc finger BED domain-containing protein 5-like. The transcript has a single exon. The coding region runs from base 1 to 834 and encodes 277 amino acids. Lineage: Eukaryota; Metazoa; Arthropoda; Insecta; Hemiptera; Aphididae. The record is from RefSeq and is a predicted model, not a curated record.